Notodromas monacha is the source of this 720-nucleotide messenger RNA. Lineage: Eukaryota; Metazoa; Arthropoda; Ostracoda; Podocopida; Cyprididae. The record is from the annotation of a GenBank genome assembly.
AUGCUUGAGAAGAAACAAAAGAUCAUGUGGAAUGCGAUGCAGCUAUUCAUAUCCGAGGCGAGUCGAGACACGAUUUGCGGAGUGUAUUCGAACAAGACGCCUUCUCUUCCAUUAGUGCAUGCUCUUAAACGUCUGAAGGCCUGCAUUAAAAGUAAAAGGGCAGUCCCGUGUGAUGUCCUUCGACCUCGCAUUAUUCGAAUUAAUCCACACAGCCACUCGUACGAGCGGAUCUACACCAAGUGCAACAUUGUCCUCACUAUCGCAUUCAUCUGGCUCUUCUCCGUUUCUAUGAACCUACCGACGAUCCUCGGAGUCUGGGCAGUUUCCAUGGUUCAACUUCGGAAGCUCGAUGGAAUUUCGCGUGGGAAACCCGCGGGUGAUCUUCGGUUCCUCGUUUUUCACGCGAGCGAGGAAAAACUCGGCGGAAGUCUUCGUUUCGAUGUUCAUUCAUCUUCUGAUAAUCCGAAAAUAAUGCGGAUUAUUGACCUUGAACUUGACAAUUUGAUAAAACGAGCUUCUCAGGAAGCCCUGCUUGUGUGCCGCUCAACAACCGGGAAGAUGUCAGAUGGUUCCUCGGAAAAAUACUCGGUAGAUGCGCUCCCGAAACUGCCGAUUAGAGCGUCAUCGCUGUUUUUUACCCCGAAAAUCAAAUUCGUCGCGGACUUUAAUACAACGACGACGUCUGAGGCUACGGUUGCCAUCAUGGCCACCAGUAAUUAA